AUGAAGUUAUAUCUACGAUAUCUUGGAGUGAUGUAUCGUAUCUCGAUGCACAAAGGAUACGCCUUCGUUCAGUUCACAAACCCGUUCGACGCCCGCGGGGCCUGCUUGGGCGAAGAUGGUAGGACAGUCCUCGGCCAGACGUUAGGUAGAAGCUGCCUGCUGAUUCAGAUGGCCACUGAUACUCUUUCACCUGUCCUCCUGUCAAUCAUCGAAGUCUGCUAUUGUUCCUCUUCUGAGCUCAUGGCAGUUCCUCCGCGAUAA
This is a messenger RNA of Nezara viridula (southern green stink bug), 261 nucleotides long. NCBI's taxonomy places the organism in Eukaryota, Metazoa, Arthropoda, Insecta, Hemiptera, Pentatomidae. The record is from the annotation of a GenBank genome assembly.